Molecule: messenger RNA, 666 nt
Organism: Suillus fuscotomentosus
Lineage: Eukaryota; Fungi; Basidiomycota; Agaricomycetes; Boletales; Suillaceae
Exons: 5
Coding region: 1-666 (221 amino acids)
Source: RefSeq, a predicted model, not a curated record
AUGUCGCAGGUGGACGAUAUCCCGCAGCCCGAGGCAUCCUCUCAGACCUCCGUGGCAUCGUCCAUGGCGGUGCCGACGUCUGAUAGUGCUCGACAAAGGCGCAAAAUCGCUGAAUUGGAGGAGAAACUGCAAGUGUUUGAGUCGGGGCAUGCGGUGAAACAAAGGGAAACAAACUACUUCAUGUCUCAAGGACGAGCUAUCAGGCGCAUCGUUGCUCUAUUUGAUAGCAUCGAAGACAUGAUAGCCGAGAACGAUAGGCGGUGCGAUCUCGAGAGUGAUGACGACAAUAUAACUCUUGUUCAGGAUCGUCUACAAUUCGGUUAUAUAAUCCUCAACAAUACCCUUCCGUGGUUUCACAGAAAGGUUUCUGACAUGGAAUACAAUGACUAUAUGCACAUGUUAAAGAAGCUUAGACACGGGGCCGACAGUGCUCGAGGGGAUGAUACCUCGAAGCUUAAGACCCUUAUCCCAGAUUGGGUCAAUCGUGAGUGGAGGCCCGAUCCCCCCGUCGACCUCGAAGACAAACACUGCCGUGGAUUUGCCCACGACACGUGCGGUAGAUUGCUCUGUCCAACCGAGCUAGACUGGAAUGAUCCAACCGUCAGAGCAGGAAUCCGACCCUAUAGGGGAAGUGAGUGCAGCAAGGAUCUAGAAGUGUGCGCUUAA